CGGUGCUGUCCCUCGAUGGUCGUGGCCGGCAGGGUCCUCCUCUGCUAUUUAAUCACCACACCCAUCGCUCUCCUCACUGCUGGACGUGCUUUCUACUCUCUCCACACACUCCACACUCAGAAACUUAACAACAUGGCCUUGGUAUCUGAAUUCCUGGGACAGCUCACCCUGAACGUUGGGGCUGCUGAGCCGACCUACCCCACUGUGGUCCCUGCUUGUGACUUCGACCCUGACAAGGAUGCUGCCAGAAUUGAGACCGCUAUCAAAACAAAGGGGGUGGACGAGCAGACCAUCACAGACAUCCUCACCCGACGCACAUACAACCAAAGGCGAGAGAUUGCCUUCGCUUAUGAAAAGAGGGCCAAGAAGGAUAUGAUCACUGCCCUGAAGGGGGCGCUGUCUGGUUCUCUGGAGGCAGUGGUCCUGGGUCUGAUGAAGAGCACAACGCAGUAUGACGCCUCUGAGAUCAAAGGAUCCAUUAAGGGCCUGGGAACUGAUGAGGAGACGCUGAUUGAGCUCGUCUGCUCCCGUAGCAGCACAGAGCUGAUGGAGAUCAAGAAAGUCUACAAAGAGCUUUUCAAGAAGGACCUGGAGAAGGACGUGGCUGGAGACACGUCGGGGGAGUUCAAGGCUCUCCUGCUGGCCCUAGUGGAGACCAAGAGGGACGAGCCAAGCAAUGUGGUAGACUACGAGAAGAUCGACGAAGACGCCAGAGCUCUCUAUGAGGCUGGAGUGAAGAGGAAAGGCACUGAUGUGAAGACCUGGAUCUCCAUCAUGUCUGAGAGGAGUGUCCCUCACCUGCAGAAAGUGUUUGACAGGUACAGGAGCUACAGCCCGUAUGACAUGCAGGAGAGCAUCAGAAAGGAGGUGAAGGGAGACCUGGAGAAGUCCUUCCUCACUCUGGUCCAGUGCUUCGAAAACAAACAGCUGUACUUUGCCAACAGACUUAGCGAAGCCAUGAAGGGCAAAUCGGCCAAGGACAAAGUCGUGACCAGGAUCAUGGUCUCCAGGUGCGAAGUUGACCUCAUGAAGAUCCGCACCGAGUUCAAGAGGCAGCACGGCAAGUCUCUGUACCAGACCAUCACUGAACACACUAAGGGUGACUACCAGACGGCCAUGCUGAGUUUGUGUGGAGGAGAUGACUAGAGUGGAGCGGUCCUCCAGUAUCCCAGCAGCCUAUCUUGUGUGGUGGUCUCGAGUCUAUGGUGAGGGCACCACAGAAGAAGACAUAAACGCGGGCCUUGGUAUCCCACCUCCAGCAGUUUUCUGGGGUCAUGUUUCUACCCCCAGUUUCUACCAUCCAUCUCUAAACUCUUCUCUUUAAGUAUACAAAAUACAUGCUUUGAAAUACGCCAAAUCUAGGAGGAUGCACAACCAUAACAUAAUCUACGGCAAACUGGCAAAAUUAGGAUGAUCAAAUCCAUACCGUUCAUCAUUAACAGUUUGGUAGUAUCAAAUAAGGAGACUGGAUGGAAUGAUCCUGCACACAAUUUCCCUGGUGACUGGUGAGAAAUGUCAAUCACUCAACAUGGCAUCGGAAAUACCAAGUUGACGAUUGUUAUCAUUUGUUUUCUCUUUUUUUAAUGUGCUUUUGUUUUGAAAAUAAACUAUGUUAAAUAUUC
Messenger RNA from Clupea harengus (Atlantic herring), 1622 nucleotides. RefSeq names its product annexin A2a (gene anxa2a). The record is from RefSeq and is a predicted model, not a curated record. NCBI's taxonomy places the organism in Eukaryota, Metazoa, Chordata, Actinopteri, Clupeiformes, Clupeidae. Gene Ontology annotation, molecular function: calcium ion binding; calcium-dependent phospholipid binding; phospholipase inhibitor activity. Gene Ontology annotation, cellular component: vesicle membrane; plasma membrane; cytoplasm.